AUGAGAAAGGACGCAGAUGCAAUUUGUGAUGUAAAUACAGACAACAAUGAAAAUUUAGCCUUAUUUGAUGAAGUUGAUCACGAUUAUUAUAAGCACCUACCAGUACUGGAAGAUUAUGUGGUUGAUAUUGUUAAAUACACUUCUGGUUUUAUUGUUUCUAAAAUUAAAAAAAAGAAAAAUCUUUGUAAAAUAUAUGACUUACAUUUAUCACAAGAAAUAGAUUUAGAUAGGUACACCAUUAUUAUUAAAAAUAAAAUCAAAGGGCAAAUUAAUAAAUUCAUCGUCGGAUGUAAAUAA
This is a messenger RNA of Macrosiphum euphorbiae (potato aphid), 297 nucleotides long. NCBI's taxonomy places the organism in Eukaryota, Metazoa, Arthropoda, Insecta, Hemiptera, Aphididae. The record is from the annotation of a GenBank genome assembly.